AUGGCCACGACUGGCGAUGGAGCUCGCCGGUUUAUGCACGCCCUGGCGGCGAUGCUUCUCGUGGCGUGCUCCUUUCCCUGCGCCGUGGGGGACGGUUCCAGCGCUGCGGCAGUGCUACAGAAAGCCAAGGCUCUUCGUGACGCCGUGGAAGACAACAACAGAGCGCCUCCCGCAGCACACCCUGUCGUUGUAGUUCCGGAACGGGAUAGCCCAGGGUCGCUCUUGGAGCGCGGUACCGCGCUGCUGUAUGAAGGAAACUCCAAGGAUGCUGUGGCCGCCUUGGAUGCGGCGAUCACUGGGUGGGAGGAGGAGAUGGGGUCGGAGAAGCUGAAUAGCGAGGCGGCUGCGCUCACGGCGCAGCGUCUGGGAGAGGCUCUGGCGCUCGAGGGGGACCACGAGCGCGCUGCCUCGGUCUUCGGCAGGGCGGUUGUUGCGAGCGAGGCUCUGUUCGGGGUAAAGAGUACUCAGGCCGUGGCGUGUUUGACGGGCCUCGGGCUCGCCUUGUUCCAGCAGGAGUAGUUCCGCCGGCGUUACACGUACCGUGGCGGAGACUCUUGGUGUGGAAUAUUGGUUUGUGUGCUGCAACAUGCAUUCAUGGCUCUGCCGUCUAAAUCACGUCUCCGUUGUUCAUUUUUGGGAAACCUCCUUGCUGCCUCAUGCACUCAUUCUCUCCGCUUUCACUCCUUGUGUGCAGGGCCAACUGUCAGACGCAGCGUCCACGCUUGGGAGGGCACUGAGCGUCCACGCGCUCAGGCCGGACGAGGGCAUGGUGACGUCCACCCAAGACGUGACCAAGACCCUGGACGGCCUGGCAAAAUCACUGCUUCACCGUCCCCCGGAGGAGGGCGAGAGCGAGCUUGGCGGCGCAUUGCUGGCCGUGGACCACAU
This is a messenger RNA of Ectocarpus sp. CCAP 1310/34, 888 nucleotides long. NCBI's taxonomy places the organism in Eukaryota, Phaeophyceae, Ectocarpales, Ectocarpaceae. The record is from the annotation of a GenBank genome assembly.